AACCGCGCAUGCUCGGAAGGUUUCGGUCCGGCCCUCGGUGUCAUGGCGGCGCUGGAUGGGACGGGGGACCGCACGCUUUUCACCGAAGGUGUCCGGAGCGCUCUGGAGGCCUGGCCCGCCUUGCAGGUGGCGGUGGAGAAUGGAUUCGGUGGAGCUUACAGCCAGCAGAAGGCAGCAUGGAUGGUCACGGCUGUGGCUGAGUAUUUCCAUGACAACGUUAACCUGGAGAGUGAGGAGGUGGAGGAUCUCCUGGCUGACCUGGUGUACAAUGAGUUUGACACUGUGGUAGAAGACGGCAGCUUGUCUGAGGUAGCACAGCAGCUGCACACCCUCUUCGGCCUGUGUGAGAGGGGCCAGGAAUCAGAGGUGAGGGCUCGCAUCCUCCAGCUGGCGCAGAGGAAGGGCAGCGUCAGGGUGAAUGCCGUACGAGGUGGGAGCCCGGGCAAUGAAGGGAACGAGGAAGAAGAGGAUGAGGAGGAGACAGAGGAGGUGGACGAAAGCUCGGAGGCCAUGGAGUGCGAGACCCGGGAACCUGCGAGCGAGUCAGCCCACCCCAGCGCCCUGGCAGAGCCCCAGGGGGAGCCGGCCAACGGCUGGACAGUGGUACGGCGGAGGAAGAGGUAGCAGGAGCAGGUGGUCAGCCCUUUCUCCCCCCAGCCCCUCCCCCAGUCCCCCAGCCUCUCCACUGCCACGCCUCCGUCUCCCAGCAGCUGGCCAGCGGACAAUGCAGUGUGAAUGGGGAAAACCAGCAGAGCCUAGGAACCCCAGGGGGGGUGCGGGGGAGUGUUGGUAACGUGCAACCU
Rhincodon typus (whale shark) is the source of this 803-nucleotide messenger RNA. RefSeq names its product TSR2 ribosome maturation factor (gene tsr2). Gene Ontology annotation, biological process: maturation of SSU-rRNA from tricistronic rRNA transcript (SSU-rRNA, 5.8S rRNA, LSU-rRNA). Gene Ontology annotation, cellular component: nucleus. The record is from RefSeq and is a predicted model, not a curated record. NCBI's taxonomy places the organism in Eukaryota, Metazoa, Chordata, Chondrichthyes, Orectolobiformes, Rhincodontidae. The transcript is spliced from 5 exons. The coding region runs from base 43 to 624 and encodes 193 amino acids.